CACUCGACUAUCCGCACGGCGAUCGUACGGUCGCCAUUUCGACGCUCGACGCUUUUCCACGCUCACGAAUUCAUCGAGGCGCAGGAUCGAUUGCGUUCGUCGCGCGUUCGCAAAUUGUUAUCGCCGUUUGUAGUCAGCGUUUUUCUUCAUGAAACACUCCACUUCACUUCCGCGUAGCGAUUCGGGCUUUAGACGACUCGGUGUGUGUUAGGUGUCGAGGACAAAUUGGUCUUCUCAGUGGGUUUUGUACAAUGACAUGGUGCAGUUAACUAAGAACUUUCUGCUUCUACAUUUCGUUGUCCUUCGCUGAUGAGUGGUUUGCUGCUUGGUCAUCUUUGUUGUCGAUCAACUCUUAUCUUUCGUCGUACGUUUUAGCUGAGAAAGAGAGAAAAAGAGAGACAGGGAGAAACAGUGUAAAGAAGAAAGAAGUUUCCGAAGUUUCUAAAGCCUGAAAGAUAUAAACAUCGAACAACCUUUGAAAAUGAGUGUCAUAAUAAGGCUACAAAAUCUGGCAUGGUCCGCCAACGCAUUGGACAUACGCCAGUUUUUCAGGGGUCUGAGUAUUCCAGAGGGAGGAGUCCAUAUUGUCGGUGGCGAGUUAGGAGAUGCGUUUAUCGCAUUCAGUACCGACGAAGAUGCCCGACAGGCAAUGAUGCACGAUGGUGGCAAAAUUAAGGAGAUGAAGAUUAAACUAUUAUUGAGUUCACGUACCGAGAUGCAAAAGGUAAUCGAGGCCGCUCGGCAGCAGACUUUAAGUUUGCAAUGUAUCAUGCAAACCGCAUCGGUGACAGUACCGCCUGUGGUUCCUGGUAAGCAGCCCGGAUCACCGACGGACAAACGGGACAAGGAUAACGAUAGCGAAUCCAGCAAGGAUCGAAAGGAUAGACGCGACCGAUCGAGAUCGCGGGAUCGCUCGCGAUCACGCGAUCGCGACCGUGAUCGAGAUCGUCGCGAUCGAGAUCGUGGGAGAGAUCGACGACGACGGGAUCGCAGUAGAUCGCGAGACCGGGAACGUGAUAGACGAGACCGACGUCGUCGUCGGGACCGGUCCAGGUCGCGUGAUCGCACGAGAUCGCGCGACCGCGAUUCGAAGAGAAAUUCUACGAACGAUAGGCGUAAAGAUACUAACGAGGAUGAUAACAGCGAGGUCGUGUGCGUCGGUCAAUUUCACAAGGACAAGGCUACAGCUGCGGCUACAUCGAAAAAGCCGCUCGAGAAUGGCAUAUGGGAAGUUCCACCGCAAACGCAAAUACAGGCCGCUUUGUUGGCGCCGAGUAUUUUAGGCGCCGGUGUCGCCGCUCUGCCUCAAGACUCGGAGACUCAACGUUCAACCCUGACUGGCUUCGGCACACCUGUGAUGGGUCAGCAGCCGAUGCUGCAAUCCGGACAGUUUUCGAUAAACGGUCUUAACGGCGUUGGGAAUCUCAUGCAACCGCACAUGCAGACGCUCGGUCAUACAGUGGGCAUGACAUCGUUAUCACAAAAUCUAAAUACCGCUACCAGUCUGCCUAGCUUGGGCGGUCUCGGGACUCGUCCCAAGGAACCUUGGAACCAAAACGAGCAGAGCAGAAUGGAUCAGACCGGGCGAUUUUCCGGACGAUCGAAUCAAUUUGGUAAUCAGGAAUACAAUGCUGCCGGCAAUUAUCGUGGUGCUAGACCAAACAAUCCCUUUCUAAAUAAGGUACAAGAACUCGAAGGCCGCCGUAAUCCACACGCGUUCCAAGCUGGCGCCUCCAAUUUUAGCAAUUAUGACAAUGAUCGCCCGACGUCUGGCAGAAAGUCCGGUAACUCGAGGUUUUCUAACGAAAGUAAGAACGGUAAUGGUGGAGGCCACUGCGUGGAAGUGCGCAACAUGCCGUUGAGCGCAACAUAUGCGGAUCUACGCCACGCAUUUCAUGGUAUCUAUAUUAGGAAAGACGGCAUGAAGAUGAUCAAUGACAAUCACGGUAAUCGCGUGGGCAUCGCGUAUAUCAAAUUUGGUAAGGCUGAGGGCAAAGAACUCGCGCUCAAUACGACGAGAUACGUGCGAGGUUCCGAGGUAGAGGUACUCGAUUUGGAUGAAAGUAUCUUUGAUAAAGCGGUCAAUUCUUAUUCUCCCGAGAGUAGGGAGGAUGGAACCGAUGGUGGUGACAUUAGGAAUUCUAUGUGCAUCUUGCUGACCGAUUUACCGUCCUUUACCAAGGAGAUGGAUAUAGCCAAAUUAUUCCACGAUUGGAAAAUCAACGAUCUCUUUAUCACGAAUAGCAAAGAGACCACCGGCACUGUUCAAUGUAUAGCUUACGUGCAAUUCGCGCGACUCGAGGACGCCAAGUCGUCAUUGAAUACGCCGCUUAAGAUCGGUAGCAAACCGGUAACUGCGACUGCGAUCAGCGAGGAGAAGUUUGCACAGGCGAAGCGCGAACAUGAACAGACGAGCAUGAAUCAGACGGAUUGUAUCCUCAUGCGCGGUUUGCCAUUCCAAACGAUUGAUCGCGACAUUUUCGACUUCUUCUCGGACAUCGGCAUUGUCCCGCUCUGCAUUCACAUGAUGCUUAAUCAACAGGGUAAACCAGCUGGGGAAUGCUUCUGCGAAUUUGACUCGGCCGAGAAGGCUGAACGCGCGAUCGCCAAGAACGGUUUACCUCUUGGUAAGAAUAUACCCACUAUUGAGUUGGUACCACGCGUCAAGAUGCUUGAAACUCUUGGCAUGAUGGAAGCGCAACAGCAAACGCAACAGCAACACUUCCCGAUGCAAGAGCAACAUCAGAGACCACCGCGCUUUUCCGGUCCGAUGAGCCAUAUGCUGCGCUUUGGCAAUACCGGCUUCGGACCCCGCUGCCCGCCCGGUGGCCUAAUGGGUAUGCCGCGUCAUAUGAUAGGCCGCCACCCACCGUCCAUGGACUAUGUCGAAGGUUUUGGUAAACCUGGCUGCGUGCUCUCAUUGGAGAACGUGCCGUUCAAGGCAGACAUCGACGAGAUUAUUGAAUUUUUCGGUGAUUUUGAUGUAAAACGAGAAAACGUAAUUCGCCGUUAUAACGAGAGGGGCAUGCCGACGGGAGAUGCGCGCGUCGCUUUUUCAUCGCCCAGUGAAGCGCAACGAGCGCUCAAGGAGCUCAAACACUGCAAGAUGCGAGAACGUACGAUAUACAUGAAAGUGGCAUGAGAUCCGCCAUUUCGUCGUGGAGAGGCUGACGGCAGCACGUGAAAGGACUAUCAUUCUAGCGAUGAUAUCUGCCCGGGAUAUUAAUAUAUUCGCAUAAGGAUUUUCUUUUGUGCGAGGAAUAAAUACGAUAUCCAACAGGACGUCUUCUGAGAAUUAGCAGUUAAGAGUCGGUUAUCGAUGAAAAUUUUUAUCGAUGAGCGUCCCAUAAUACGAUAGAGACGCUUUGCAAUAGGACAUCUUCGUGUGAAAGAUUGUACUUCCUUAUUAAACGUCGAUAACCUUCAUCUCCGUGUACAUAGAACGCAUAAACUUAAGAACAAAUUUUUUUCAUAUCGUGACUACCGCCUAAAUUGUUUUUAUCUAUCGUAAAGAUAUAUAACCGGUUAUUUGCCGUGUCAACGAUUAUACGUUCCUGAUAUGAUCGUAACACAUUUAACUGAAAAAAACUUGUUCGCCGCUCAAGUAUUAAAUGAAAAUACAACUUAACUGUAUAUUUAUCACAGGGUGUGCAGUAACUGUACGUUAUUAAGAAUAAACUAUAAAAAAUUUCA
This is a messenger RNA of Pogonomyrmex barbatus (red harvester ant), 3693 nucleotides long. RefSeq lists its product as uncharacterized. Gene Ontology annotation, molecular function: RNA binding. Lineage: Eukaryota; Metazoa; Arthropoda; Insecta; Hymenoptera; Formicidae. The record is from RefSeq and is a predicted model, not a curated record.